UCAGUUUGCACACUGCAACAACUUCUUUAACUUUGCUUAAUAUAAUACUAGGAUACAUAACCAUUUUUAAUUAAAUCAAUGAGUAUACUGUAUUCUAUUAAUAGAAGACAGCUAGAAUGAUGAUCUCAUUACUUGUUGGGAGUUUGAACCCAAGUGGUUUGAUCAUUCAUUUUCGUUGCAUGCAAUGUCAAGUUUUGCUGAGGCAUUUUGCAAAUGAGUUUUGCUUUCUAUGACCUGAUCUUUUGUUUCUUUAAGUAAAAUUAGUUUCUUCUUGUUACAACAUGAUAACGUGUUUCUCUUCCUUGCAUUUGUAGAUUGUCUCAACGCUAUUGCCUUAUUGCUAAUCUUUUUGUCCACUGAGUAAUACAAGCUCUCUAAGAUGGCUCCUCAUUCACAAGCACCAUCCCUUUCUAAAGGGAAAGGAAAGGUUAAAGAAUACUUCACAUGGACCCCCAAAAUGGAUAAGGUUCUGGCGGAGUGUUUCAUUGAACAAAUGAAACAAGGGAAAAGUUGGAUGGGAAAUGUGCGUGGAAGAAUACUUCCUGGACAGCUGCUAUUAAUGCGCUUGCCGACAAGUUACGGCCUUUAUUGGUUUCUUGCAACUCCGGUUCUGCAAUCACAUGGGAUCACUCAAAGGGAAGAGUUGAGGUCUAUGAUGAGAAUGUGUGGAACGAACGCAAACCCUAAACUUACACCCUAUAGAAGGAAGAUUAUAGUUGAGAAUUGGGAAGAAAUUUGCACAAUCUUCUCACAAGACCGUGCUAAUGGGCAAGGUGGCCACACUCUUAGGGAGAUGAAUGCUGAAGAAACAGUAAGGGAAUCUGUUAAUUUGGGAGAUCCAUUUGAGACUUGCGAGGAAGAUGAGAUCAUGAGACUUAUGUUGGGAUACCAAAAGAGAAAAGAAGUUGCAUCUUCUUCUACUUCUCAGGGUAUGAACAAGAAACCGAGUUCAUCAAAUAUAAUGAUUUUGUAUUUGUUGAUUUUGUAUUCAUUACGUGCAGCUGAUUUUGCAAACCCUAAACUUGCACCCUACAGAAGCAAGAUUAUAGUUGAGAAUUGGGAAGAAAUUUGCACAAUCUUCUCUCAAGACCGUGCUAAUGGGCAAGGUGGCCACACUCUUACGGAGAUGAAUGCUGAAGAAACAGUAGGAGAAUCUGUUAAUUUGGGAGAUCCAUUUGAGACUUGCGAGGAAGAUGAGAUCAUGAGACUUAUGUUGGGAUUCCAAAAGAGAAAAGAAGCUGCAUCUUCUUCUACUUUUCAAGAUCGUGCUAAUGGGCAAGGUGGCCACACUCUUAGGGAGAUGAAUGCUGAAGAAACAGUAGGGGAAUCUGUUAAUUUGGGAGAUCCAUUUGAGACUUGCGAGGAAGAUGAGAUCAUGAGACUUAUGUUGGGAUACCAAAUGAGAAAAGAAGCUGCAUCUUCUUCUACUUCUCAAGGUAUGAACAAGAAACCGAGUUCAUCAAAUAUAAUGUGUUGUUUCAUGAAGCAAAUUGCUGAAAACUUUGGUGAGUUUAUGGUGACUGAGAGACAAAUAUUGGUUGCUACAAAAAAAGCUACACCGGAAGAUAUACUUGAAGCAUUGAAGGUAGUCUCCUUGGACGAGAUGCAAACCUUCAAAGCCCUAGAUUUGAUGAUGGGCAAUCAAAGAUUAUAUGACACGUUUGUUGGGCUGUCAACAGUUGAAAUGAAACAACAGUGGCUUAUGGUGUAG
Oldenlandia corymbosa var. corymbosa is the source of this 1711-nucleotide messenger RNA. NCBI's taxonomy places the organism in Eukaryota, Viridiplantae, Streptophyta, Magnoliopsida, Gentianales, Rubiaceae. The record is from the annotation of a GenBank genome assembly.